AUGGAUGGAGUAUACUCCUCCGGCCAGGCUAGUUCUGAGUCCGAGCUUGCUGCCCGCCGAGCCGAUUACGACCGGAGAAUGAACGGAAUGGUAGAGCUGGGAGGAGGAAAAGUCGCAGUCUACGGCGCCAAACCCCGCCCAGGUGAAGCAGGCGUCAGGAUCACACAGGUCCCCGCCGCCCAUCCACAGGAGUCACUCGCUAUAAGAUUCUUCGAUGGCGGACUCGCACUGCGAGGCCAGUACAUGUUCGACCUCUUCGACCUCCGUUCCAAAACAGCUCUUAACAUGCCCGACGGGCUCGUAUUCUACCCGCACUUCCGCCCCGGCCAGGUUCCUUUCCUUGGCCAUGUCAUGUCGUGGGAAGAGGCGGGCAGGAUGGCAAAGAGCGACAUUCCGGCGGGAGAGGAGCGUUUCAGUCUUCCGGAGGGGGUGGUUGUCGAGUUGAGGCGUCCGGGCAUGCCUCCGUUCUACUUCGAGGUCCCGGUUAGAGAGGUAGUCUCUUCCGUGAAUCCUGCCACUUCCAUUCCCUUCUCCAUGUGA
Messenger RNA from Stereum hirsutum FP-91666 SS1, 540 nucleotides. RefSeq lists its product as uncharacterized. NCBI's taxonomy places the organism in Eukaryota, Fungi, Basidiomycota, Agaricomycetes, Russulales, Stereaceae. The transcript has 3 exons. The coding region runs from base 1 to 540 and encodes 179 amino acids. The record is from RefSeq and is a predicted model, not a curated record.